AUGGAAGAAGACCGGGCGUUGACAGAUCUUGGCAUCGCCGCCGACAUUGAAGAAAGUCAUCGGCAGCAAGCAGAAGACGAGGCACCUGUGGUCAAGCAACCCAAGAAGCGGUUCGUCGGUCGCAGGACAGCCGCGGAGGCUGCAGCGAAGAAUGCUUCAUCGACAGAAGCCUCUAUCGAAGACUCGGGGUCAAUACAAGUGGCCAAGCCCCGGCGUGGGCCCCGUCUACUGAAUCAGGUCCCCCCCGAGAUACUCAAGGAUGCCGCCCUCAACGACGCCAUUGCUCUCCUCCCUUCUAACUAUAGCUUCGAGAUCCACAAGACUGUGCAUCGUAUUCGAACGUCGGGCGCCAAGAAGAUUGCCCUACAGAUGCCUGAGGGCCUACUACUCUUCGCUACCACCAUCUCCGACAUUCUUACCGAGUUCUGCCCUGGCAUCGAGACCCUCAUCAUGGGUGACGUUACCUACGGCGCAUGCUGCAUCGAUGACUACACGGCCCGCGCCUUGGGCUGUGAUCUUCUCGUGCACUACGCCCACAGUUGCCUCAUUCCUGUUGAUGUCACCAAGAUCAAGACCUUGUACGUCUUCGUCGACAUCUCCAUCGACACCCAGCACCUCCUCGCGUCUCUGGAGCGCAACUUUGCCUCGGGCAAGACCAUGGCCGUCGUGGGCACCAUUCAGUUCAAUGCCACUAUUCACGGCGUGAAGUCCUCCCUUGAGAAGGCCGGCUUCCGCGUGCUCGUGCCCCAGAUUGCGCCGCUCAGCAAGGGCGAGAUCCUGGGCUGUACGUCGCCCCGCCUCAAAGACGACGACGCCGUCGACAUGAUCUUGUAUCUCGGCGACGGCCGCUUCCACCUCGAGAGCAUCAUGAUUCACAACCCCUCCAUCCCCGCUUACCGCUACGAUCCCUACUCGCGAAAGCUGACGCGUGAGACGUACGGCCACGACGAGAUGCAGGGACUCAGACGCGACGCCAUCAAAACGGCCAAGCGCGCCAAGCGCUGGGGUCUCAUCCUGGGCUCGCUGGGACGACAGGGCAACCCCCACACCAUGGCGCUGAUCGAGGCAAGGCUGAAGGAGCGAGGGAUCCCGUGGAUCAACUUGCUGCUGAGCGAGAUCUUCCCCGGCAAGCUGGCCAUGAUGGCUGACGUUGAAUGCUGGGUGCAGGUGGCGUGUCCACGGUUGAGCAUCGACUGGGGCUAUGCCUUCCCGAGACCCCUGCUGACGCCGUACGAGGCGUUGAUCGCCUUGGAUGUGAAGGAGGAUUGGGGCAAGGGGGUAUAUCCGAUGGACUACUACGGGAAGGAGGGAUUGGGAAGGACAAAGGCUCUGGAAGUUGGGGCGAAGGCGUAA
Molecule: messenger RNA, 1353 nt
Organism: Verticillium nonalfalfae
Lineage: Eukaryota; Fungi; Ascomycota; Sordariomycetes; Glomerellales; Plectosphaerellaceae
Gene: DPH1
Product: Diphthamide biosynthesis protein 1
Exons: 1
Coding region: 1-1353 (450 amino acids)
Biological process (GO): protein histidyl modification to diphthamide
Molecular function (GO): 2-(3-amino-3-carboxypropyl)histidine synthase activity
Source: RefSeq, a predicted model, not a curated record